AUGAGCUACAGCAGCGACUUGCGCUUCUCAGCCUCAUCCUACAGCAAGAGGACCAUGGGGGAGUCCUCGUCGUCGAGGCUCUCCUCGGGCGGCCGGAGCCUCCUGCACGGGGCCGGGCGAGCUGGGGCGCCGUCGCUGCUGGGGGCCCCCCAUCACACUGCCCGCGGCGGCGGCACCCGCUCGUCCUACUCGUCGUCGUUCCGGAGGCUGCCGGCCCCUAGCAGCUCGCUGGACCACCUGGAGGUGCUGCUGUCGUCGUCGGCGGCGGCGGCGCCGUCGAGCGCGCUGAGCAACGAGCUGAAGAUCGUGCGCACCAACGAGAAGGAGCAGCUGCAGGGCCUCAACGACCGCUUCGUCACCUACAUCGAGAAGGUGCACCAGCUGGAGCAGCACAACCGGCUGCUGGAGGGCGAGGUGGCGGCGCUGCGGCAGCGCCAGGCCGAGCCGUCGCGCCUCCAGCAGCUCUACGAGCAGGAGAUCCGCGAGCUGCGCUCCAAGGUGGAGGCGCUGCGCCACGACGGCGACCAAGCGGCCCUGGAGAGCCAGCAGCUGGCCCGCGCCCUCCAGCGCCUGCGCGACGAGGCGGCCCACGAGGCCCAGCGCCGCGAGGAGGCCGAGGUGGCGCUGCGCGACGCCCGCAAGGAAGCCGACCGGGCCGCCCUCGCCCGCCUCGACCUGGAGAAGAAGGUCGAGGCCCUCCUCGACGAGAUCGCCUUCCUCCGCCACGUCCACGACGAGGAGGUGGCCGAGCUGCAGGCCGAGCUCCAGGAGGCGCAGGUCUCUGUGGAGAUCGACGUGAGCAAGCCGGACCUCACCGCAGCCUUGAAGGAGAUCCGUACUCAAUAUGAAGUCCUGUCUGCCCGAAACCAGCAGUCCGCUGAGGAGUGGUACAAAUCCAAGUUUGCCAAUUUCACCGAGGAAGCGGCCCGCAGCAGCGACAGCAUCCGCCAGGCCAAGGAGGAGAUCUCGGAGUACCGCCGCCAGCUGCAGGCCCGCAGCAUCGAGAUGGAGGCCCUGCGCAGUGCCAACGAGUCCCUGGAGAGGCAGCUGCAGGAGGUGGAGGAGAGGAACAGCGAGGAGAUCCGUAACAUGCAGGAGACUAUAAACCAGCUUGAAAAUGCCCUGAGGACGACCAAGGGAGAGAUGGCGCGCCACCUCCGGGAGUACCAGGAUCUGCUGAAUGUGAAGAUGGCCCUGGAUAUUGAAAUAGCAGCCUAUAGAAAACUGCUGGAAGGAGAGGAGACCCGGCUGAGCACGGUCACCAGCAGCAGCACAUUCGGCCUCAGCUAUCCUUUCUCCUCAAGCCCCUUGUCCAGCUUCAAGGGCUUCUCGAGCAGCUUGGUUACUGUCAGGAAGGAGGAGAAGGGGGAUGGCCCCGAGGAAGCCAAGGCCUCAAGGGAACCGAAGACUGCGGAGGAGGAGGAGGAGGAAGAGGAGUCUGGAGAUGAGAAGGUGGGCAAAGCGAUGCCCACAAAGUAG
Molecule: messenger RNA, 1479 nt
Organism: Gekko japonicus
Lineage: Eukaryota; Metazoa; Chordata; Lepidosauria; Squamata; Gekkonidae
Product: low molecular weight neuronal intermediate filament-like
Exons: 4
Coding region: 1-1479 (492 amino acids)
Source: RefSeq, a predicted model, not a curated record